GUCACGUGCCCCGAAGUGUUUGGUUUCCUGAGGCCGCGCGGGAAGGUGUGAGAGCUCCAGCUACCGGACUGCGGCGCACAGGUGGAAAUGGAUUUUUCCGAGGCAUAUACUGAUAGAUGUUCCUCCGUCGGACAUGCUGCUAGAAGAGGUGAUAUAAAAUCCUUGAAGAAACUAAUUAAAAAAGGGUAUAGCGUAGAUGUGUCUGAUAAUAGAGGAUGGAUGCCAAUUCAUGAAGCAGCAUCUUCUAACUCCAGCCGUUGCUUACAGCUGCUAAUUAAUUCAGCUCCCUCCAGCUCAUAUAUCAAAUCCAAGACUUUCGAAGGUGAAACCGCGUUGCAUCUCGCUGCCAAGUCUGGUAGUGUGAGCUGCACGCAACUUCUAUUGCAAGUCGGAGCUGAAAUGAACGAUGUCACUAAUGAAGAAAUAACUCCACUCUUCUUAGCUGUUGAAAGUGGCCACAAGGAUGUUGUGAAACUGUUGAUCAAACACAAAGCCAAUAUUAACGGGCCGCAUUCGUGUUCGGGGUGGAAUCCAUUACACCAAGCAUCUUUGAUGGAACGCACGGAUAUCAUGCAAAUACUUCUAGAAAGUGGUGUUGACAAGGAAUGUGAAGAUGACUUUGGAAUAACGCCCGUAUUUAUUGCAGCACAGUAUGGAAAAUAUGACAGUUUAAGUGUGCUCAUUUUGCAUGGUGCGAAUGUCAACUGCCAGGCCAAGGACAAAGCGACGCCAUUAUUCAUCGCGGCUCAGGAAGGCCACAAAAAGUGCGCAGAGCUCUUACUGGCCAAGGGAGCUGAUCCAAACCUUUUCUGCAAUGAUGAGAGUUGGCAGCUGGCUAUUCAUGCAGCUGCUCAGAUGGGUCGAAGCGAAAUUGUGUCCUUGCUGCUGCCAGUAACAGAUCGAAUCUGUGACACAGGGAAGGAUAAUGUGAGUCCUGUUUACUCAGCAGUUUAUGGAGGACAUAAAGGGUGCCUGCAGAUAUUAUUGAUGGGGGGCUAUUCUCCCGAAGCUCAGGAGAGCCCACAGUUUGAAUGUAAAACGCCCAUGUGUUUGGUGUUUCAAAGAAGGACCUUCGAAAUGGUGCCAUUGCUCCUAAAAAACGGAUUUAGGCUUUCAAGCGUGUAUUUGUUAAAAUGCUUGGAAUGUAGCAAUUUUCCAUUAUUUCGCUUCUUUCUAAGUCAACUUUGCCCAUUGUUGUCCAAGGAAGAGGCUUGCAAACUACGCUCUUAUGAACUGCAAGAAAACUACAAAGAAUGGCUGCCAUACUUACUGCUGGCAGGCUUCAACCCUUUAAAUCUGUUACACUUAGAGUGGAUUCGUUCUGUAAAUGAUGACAUUCUUAAUUUCACUCUGGAGUUCACUAAUUGGAAGAGGCUUACUCCAGCUGUGGAUCAGAUCUUGUCCACCCACGCAAACAGUUCCACCUGGAUCGCACCAAAGCAUUUUGAUUCCGUUCCAUCACUGGCGCACCUCUGUCGGCUCAGAAUACGAUCCAUCUUAAAUACCGGACGAUUACGACUUAAUGACUGCAUAAAACAACUUGUACUUCCUGUUUGUCUGGAAGCAUUCCUUCAUUACUCUGAAGUAUUAAAAAUGUAUGGCAUUACGUGGCGAGAGCCUAGUCAGGACAAUGAGCUGGAAAACUUUAAUGAAGAACUUGAAUGAAACCUUUCAAACUAAAUAGAUUGUUAUGUUCAGAGUCUCAGAGCCGACUGUAAUGCAGCUUUGAACCUAUUGUAAUAUAUGUAUAUAAACGGAAUUUAAUUAUGUUUCAACAUCUGUAGUUUGAACGGAGUCCAGCAUUGUCAUGGAAACUUCACCCUUAAAAAGUGUGUAAGAUUAAAAAAAAAAAAUGAAAAAAUCUGCACCUUUUGUCUUUUUAUAUCAGCAUUAGUUUAAGACUUUGGCUAUAGAAUUUUUUUUAAACGGUUGGUGUCUUUCAAAUUGCUCAAAAGAAUGCCUCUAAAUGCAAUUUGUUUUUCCAAGUUUAUGUAAAUCUUCAGAUCAAAGCUGAGGCGAUGUUUAGGAACAUUGAGUGACACUUACCUUAUUAACCCUCUCACAGCACAGUUGCAAUUUCUAACUGCAUGGCAGUUUACGUUCUUAGAUUCAAUCUCACUAAAACAGAG
This is a messenger RNA of Pelobates fuscus (common spadefoot toad), 2129 nucleotides long. RefSeq names its product ankyrin repeat and SOCS box containing 3 (gene ASB3). Gene Ontology annotation, molecular function: protein binding. Gene Ontology annotation, biological process: intracellular signal transduction. The coding region runs from base 88 to 1665 and encodes 525 amino acids. The transcript is spliced from 10 exons. NCBI's taxonomy places the organism in Eukaryota, Metazoa, Chordata, Amphibia, Anura, Pelobatidae. The record is from RefSeq and is a predicted model, not a curated record.